GAUUGAUCCAACGCCCACUCAGCCCCGCGACCACGUCAAGACUGUCUUCUGCCUUCGAAAGAUAGUUUUGAUCUCCCCAUAUCAUAUUAAGGCACCAUGACGAGUACUAUCGGCAUCCCGAUCAAGCUGCUGAACGAGGCGCAGGGCCAUGUCGUCACCCUCGAAAUUACUUCCGGCCAAGUAUACCGUGGCAAGCUGCUCGAAGCUGAGGACAAUAUGAACGUUCAGCUCAAGGAUAUCACGGUCACUGCGCGCGAUGGCCGUGUCAGCCAUCUCGAUCAGGUCUAUAUUCGGGGCUCGCAUGUGCGAUUCUUCAUUGUGCCGGACAUGCUCAGGAACGCUCCGAUGUUCAGAAGCAGAGGGGUGAAGGGUAGAGGUGUUGGUUUGGCCAGAGGAAGAGCGACGGUCAGCAGGGCACGAGCGAGUGGACGAGGC
This is a messenger RNA of Amorphotheca resinae ATCC 22711, 435 nucleotides long. RefSeq lists its product as hypothetical. The annotation marks the transcript as partial. Gene Ontology annotation, molecular function: RNA binding. Gene Ontology annotation, biological process: RNA processing; spliceosomal snRNP assembly. Gene Ontology annotation, cellular component: pICln-Sm protein complex; SMN-Sm protein complex; commitment complex. The transcript has 4 exons. NCBI's taxonomy places the organism in Eukaryota, Fungi, Ascomycota, Leotiomycetes, Helotiales, Amorphothecaceae. The record is from RefSeq and is a predicted model, not a curated record.